Molecule: messenger RNA, 1024 nt
Organism: Linum trigynum
Lineage: Eukaryota; Viridiplantae; Streptophyta; Magnoliopsida; Malpighiales; Linaceae
Source: the annotation of a GenBank genome assembly
GGUGUUACAAAGCUCAACUUGCACCGACGGCACUGCUUGCCUAACACAAGGUGCCAGUUGUGUGAUGAUGAAGUGGAAUCAUCUAUUCACUGCUUGUUUAGGUGUCCUCACGCAGCGGCUACUUGGACAAAGGUGGUUCCCAAUUUUAUCCCCCCAGAAAAUCUCUCUCAGUGGAUCUUUGCAUUAAGAGAAAAUGACUCUCCUGAGUCAAUCCGGAAAAAGAUCUUCUGCCUUUGGAAUGUCUGGAAGGCUCGUAAUGAUUUUAUUUUCAGAGGUGUUGUCUUGUCCCCGACGAUGACCUCCAUUUGUGCAUUUAGAGAUGCGAAUGAGCCGCACUAUGUAACUUGUCCUUCAACCUCUUCUCGUCCCCGGAUAAUCUCGUCGCAAUCAUGUCCACCGCCGAAUCUACAUCACAGGAGACUUCACUGUGACGGUUCGUUUGAUUACGAAUCUCAAGAGGCGGCCAUCGGAGUUGUUAUUACUAACUCUAUUGGACAGAUUUGUGACGGGAGGGCGAGGAAGGUUAUUUGUUCUUCCCCGAUCGAGGCUGAGGCAUGUGCGAUGUAUGAAGCGUGUCGUCUGGCAGCGGAUGAUACUAUCCCUUCUACGGUCCUCUCCGACAGCAAGAUACUGGUGGAUGCUCUCAAUGAUGAUCCUGCAAAAUGGCCUUGGCGCUGCUAUGCUUUACUUUCUUCUAUCAAAGUCGUUCUGCAGUGUUCAUGCUGGAUUAAUGUUCUUUCACCAGUCGCCGCAACAACAGGAACGCUGAUUGGGUCGCUCGCAAUUGCAGACUGAACAUCCUACAUCCUGAUUGGCUUUCAGUGCUUAAUGUAAUAUCUGAUUUGCUGUAAUGGUCUGAUUGCUGUAUGAUCUGCCUAUUCAUAGGCUGGGAAUGAAUGAAUAUAUCACUUGUUCAAAAAAAAAGAUAAAACUCACGUGAGCUCGUGACCAAUCCCAAGUUUUCAAUCACCAGCCAAGAUUAGCGUUAAUCACCUCCUGCAGUUAGUAAAAUCAUUAAAAUUUA